Racocetra persica is the source of this 157-nucleotide messenger RNA. Lineage: Eukaryota; Fungi; Glomeromycota; Glomeromycetes; Diversisporales; Gigasporaceae. The record is from the annotation of a GenBank genome assembly.
AAAAAAAUUAGAUUUAAAUGAUGAAAUUUUUAUUAAUGAUUUAGAAAAUUCUUCUAAUAAAGAUAAUGAUGAAAAUUUAUUAUUAGAAACUAAUGAAAUUUUAGAAAAUAUUAAUGAAAUAAGUGAUCAAAUUUCUGGACAAGAUGAUUAUAAUUAG